Anopheles nili is the source of this 1368-nucleotide messenger RNA. It is a transcript of the gene Not11, whose product is annotated as CCR4-NOT transcription complex subunit 11. Gene Ontology annotation, biological process: negative regulation of translation; mRNA catabolic process. Gene Ontology annotation, cellular component: CCR4-NOT complex. The record is from RefSeq and is a predicted model, not a curated record. Bases 1 to 1368 code for a protein of 455 amino acids. Lineage: Eukaryota; Metazoa; Arthropoda; Insecta; Diptera; Culicidae. The transcript is spliced from 5 exons.
AUGGCCGCGCUGCGCGAUCUUUACGACUUGCUAACCACAAAAAACAUCGAGCAUCAAACGUUCGAAAGCGUCUCGGCGAUAGUCCUGAAACGGUUCACAAACAUGACCAAUUGGUUUCACGUCGGUUCAUCGCUCGCUUUGCUGCUGCUACAAAACGAUCUGAUGCAUCCUCCGCACCGGCUGGCCGCUAUCUACGUCCUGUACGACAUCCGCCGGAAGGAGCAAACGGAAACGCCGUUCUUCCUGUUCCUUGCACGUUUCCUAGAACCGGCCGGUGGUCUGUUACCGAACAACAGCAACCUAGCACAAGCGAUCGAGCUUAAAUUCAUACACGUGCUGCUUUCGAACGGUGAUCCCGAGAUCGAAAAGAAAUCUCCGCGGAUGUUCGCACAAGUGUUCGCCCUAAUAUCUCCACCCAUUGGGCCGAGUGAGCUAGCGUACGUCAAGGCGAAAGCGUCGGAACGGUUAAAAGAGCUCCCGCUGACCGUCCGGUCGAACGUUAUGAAUGUAAUUCCUGCCAUCCCGCCGCUGCCCGGUCGUGAACAACCACACAAAAACUACACAGGCGCGGCCGUCGAGGAGCUAAUUACGAGCAUGACGCUGCACCCGAGCAAUCCCCUCACAAACGCCCUCGCACCCACGUUAAUGUCCGUAGCGCCACCGCUGCUGACGUGCGAAGACGAGCUAAUAUGGCUCGAUCUGGGCAGCCCCUCGUACCACAAACCCGUCUACAACAGCUGCAGCGACGCGGAACCAACCCCCGACAAGUGCCUCCGGACGUUGCUCCAUCAGUCCUUCCGGCAGGCGCUCAGCAUUGCGGACCAACAGACGCUCGUCAACGAGCUGGAAAAGGACACACAACAAACCCACCUAUCCUGCGUAACACCGGAGAAGCUUCCAAAUUUAAUCGAGUACAAUCCGACGAUCGCGAUCGAGAUACUGAUGCGUAUGCUAAAAACGCGCCACAUUGACGCCUACCUGGAGGAGAUCGUCGGGAUGGAACUGUCCCUCCACUCGAUGGAGGUGGUCAACCGGUUGACGACGUCCGUCGACCUGCCGGUGCACUUUGUGCAUCAGUACAUCGUGAACAGCAUCGCCACGUGCUCGACGAUCAAGGACAAGUACAUGCAGAACCGGCUGGUACGGUUGGUGUGCGUGUUCCUGCAGAGCCUCAUCCGGAACAAGAUCAUAGACGUGAAGCAGCUGUACAUCGAGAUCGAGGCGUUUUGCAUCGAGUUCAGCCGUAUAAGGGAAGCGGCCGCGUUGUACCGGUUACUGAAGCAACUCGAACUGGACCAGGUUACGGCGGUCGGUACCAGCGGCAUCGGUGGUAACGGUGCUAGCGUUCCGGCGCAGAAAGAACCAUAA